Oncorhynchus kisutch (coho salmon) is the source of this 1378-nucleotide messenger RNA. RefSeq names its product cysteine-rich protein 2. The record is from RefSeq and is a predicted model, not a curated record. Bases 535 to 891 code for a protein of 118 amino acids. Lineage: Eukaryota; Metazoa; Chordata; Actinopteri; Salmoniformes; Salmonidae. The transcript is spliced from 4 exons.
CGCUGCCGGAAAUUAGCAUUUUGGGUCAAGUUUUUAAGGACAUGCCUAAAAUACACCCGCUCAUCUGAGCGCAAGUGAGCUGUUAUAAAACAGGUCAAUUGCCGAACCUGGUUUUAGCGCUAGAAAAUGCUACUACGCCAGUUUUCACUUGACGAAAUUGCAAAACGAACGUGCGUUUGACACUAGCGCCGCCUUAAACCAGCCAAAAAUAGAGCCAUGCGUCUUUAAACAACUAUCUCUGAUUACAAGAUUCAAGAUUGACCCAUGUUAGAACUUUCAACAGAUCUUUUUAACAAACAACUUGUUGGGUUUAACGUUUCCUUUAGAGAUUAAAAUGAUUUUGAAGGAAUGGGUGGGGUAGUUGCUGAUCGCUCGAUGUUAAAUUUAUAAUGAUUUAUAAUCUGUUGAAUUUUGCCUUUUGUAAAACGUUGUAAACCCAAACUUUCUGUCAUGUAGCAUGUCACUGUUUAAUCUGAAAACAGAGUUUAUGUGUUUGGUUAACCUGAAUAGAAAAAUUGUAUAUUUUGAAUAAUUAUGUCAAGUUGGAGAUUACAUUUAUUUGAUCAGCUGGACUUGGUCACUGUACCUCCCCCUCAGACCAGGAUGUUUGCUGGAGAGACCUCACUCUGUCCUGGCUGUGAAAAAGUGGUCUAUUUUGCAGAGAAGGUGAUGUCCCUGGGUAGGAACUGGCACCGACCCUGCCUGCGCUGUGAGAGGUGUAAGAAGACACUGACCUCUGGUGGACAUGCUGAGCAUGAAGGGAUACCUUAUUGCCACGUCCCUUGCUACGGCAUCCUGUAUGGACCAAAAGGAGUGAACAUCGGCAAGGUGGGCUGUUACAUCUAUGAGAAGGAAGACAUGGAGCAAACUGAAAUACCCAGCCAGUCCUAACCACACACUAAAAGUGAGAUGAAUGGGGUCUCUGUUUGAUUAGGGUAAUUUCAGUGACUGAAUUGAGUGACUGAAGUGAUUCACUGACUGAAUUUGACAAGUAAUGCAAUGGAACCGACCACAUGCUUGCUGAUAAACAUGAGGUAUUUUUGUGUGUAUUUUUACAUAUUGUUUGUAUAACGUAAUAAUGUUUCAGAAUAUUUAAAUCACUUUUGCUACCUGCUAAGCACACAGAUUUAUAAAAUAUAUUUAACAACAGGUUCAUAUCCAAUAUUAAAGAUUGAUUGCAUACAUUUGCCAAUGGUUAUGGUGAGGAAGAAUGCAUAAAGAGUUAUGAUAUGUUAUCAAAGAUAAUAUUUUGUUCCUCAUUCAUAUGAAACAGAAAGGAGUCUUUACUAAAUAAGAUAAUGCAGUAUUGGUAUUGAGUGGAGAAUUAGAAUUUGUAUAGGAGGAAUAAAAUGAAUUACGCUUGUCUUGUUUUAUUAAA